GAGCAAGUAAAUAUGUCAAAACUGUUGUUUGCUGUUUCAUUCCUCUUGUCUUUGUCAAUGACAACUGUUUCGGCAUGCACCUGCGAACCGAGAACCUGGAUAGAACAAUUUUGCAACGACCCAUUAGCUGGGAUAUUUUACAUUAAAGACGAUGGUAUUGUCACUGGGAACUGGAGAGUGUACGACGUCGACUUUGUAGUUCAAUUCAGACCUUUUGAUAUCCCAAAGAACCCAGACUUCAGUAAAUUAUAUACACCAACAGAAAGUGCUGCGUGUGGAGUUUUGCUAAAGAAGAAUAAGUAUUAUGUUAUUACAGGAUCCUUCAGCAUGGAUAGCGGAAAAUGCCCUCUGAUGACGACAAACUUAUGCACUUUACAGAAGCAAAUUGCGCAUCCAGGUGCGUUCACACCUCCCGACUGUUCCUCAAUUUACCAAAUCGCUUAAAUUCUUUCAAAUGAUUGUUAACAAAAGAGAAAUG
This is a messenger RNA of Ruditapes philippinarum (Manila clam), 478 nucleotides long. RefSeq lists its product as uncharacterized. NCBI's taxonomy places the organism in Eukaryota, Metazoa, Mollusca, Bivalvia, Venerida, Veneridae. Gene Ontology annotation, molecular function: metalloendopeptidase inhibitor activity. The record is from RefSeq and is a predicted model, not a curated record.